CCGGAGCUAUCUUUCACACACAUUCCACGAUCGGCCGUGGGCUAAUCGGAUCGAGUCCGGAUCGUCGUUCGAUUUUUCCAGUGUUCGCGUUUCGUACUUUAUUAUGAUCAUCUAGUUUCAUGACUUGAUAAUAAUUCAUAAAUAACAAUAACAACAAAAUGUACGAACAAAAAUGUUUGUUAACGUUUGCCGUACUGUACCACCUAUUGGCGUACGGUAUGGUCUCCGCUGGAUCACCGACUGGUGUGUACAUGGACAAUGGUGUCCAGACAGUUAAGCAAGAUCUCAUGUCGGUUGAGGAGCGAAACGAAGUUGAACAAGAGAUACUGACCAUGUUUGGUGUGCCGAAAAUACCACGAAAAUCUCCAAAGAACCUUGACGGUUCGGCACCACAGUUUUUGUUUGACGUCUACAGAUCUAUACAACAAGAUGGUUUACAUGACAGAAAAACAAGAAGUGUUUCGGAUAUUGGUCAAUACGAUGAUCGUACCGUACAAGACAGUGAUGUCAUUGUCACAUUAUACCUAUCAAAUCAUUCUCCAGUUAGUAAUGUUCGACAUGAACAUGGUAAACGGAUUUUAUUUGAAUUAAAUGAUGUACCACCUGAAGAAACUCAUAUGAUUACUUCAGCUGAAGUUCAUUUGUACCAAUCUGGAACUUUAAGUAGUGUUAAAAAGUAUUCGGUAACAUUGUAUCAAGUAUUAAUUACAAAAAAUGGAGAAAAAGAAUUAGAAUUUGUGGAUACACAAAAUACAACAACAGAUUAUGAUGGAUGGCUUCGGUUUAAUGCAACUGGAGCUUUAGUUUCAUGGACUCAUUACUUAUACCCUAAUAGAGGAUUAUAUGUUUCUGUACAUUCUCAUGACAAUGAAGAUCAUGAAAUCAAACCUGAAGAAAUUGGUAUGGUGACUUGGGCUGAUAAACAUCAACUAUCUGAAGCAAAAAAACCUUUUAUGGCUGUUUAUUUGAAGUCCAGAAAUGGAGGUAAUAUAGUUGGUGGUCCUUCUCUUCAAAAACAUUAUAGACGAAGAAGAAGGAAAACUAUUGAAAGUAGUUACAAUUCAAACCCAUUUCAAAACAUAGCAGAUGGAUUUCAAUCUAGAAGUUGUCAAAUACAAACCUUAUAUGUGAGCUUCAGAGAUCUGGAAUGGCAGGAUUGGAUAAUAGCGCCAGAUGGUUAUGGUGCAUUUUAUUGCACAGGCGAGUGUAAUUUCCCACUCAAUGCUCACAUGAAUGCCACUAACCAUGCAAUUGUUCAGACAUUAGUGCAUUUGAUGAGUCCUCUACAAGUCCCUAAACCAUGCUGUGCUCCAACAAAAAUGGCUCAACAGGCAGUACUAUUUUUUUUGGAAGAUAACAAUGUUAUAUUAAAAAAGUAUAAAAACAUGAUAGUUAAAAGUUGUGGGUGCCAUUAAAAAUUGCCCAUUUGAUUUAAAAUGGAAAGUACAUAUAUGGCUGUUAACAAAAAAAUCUGAAAUUGACAAUUAUUUUUAGGAAACUUUUUUUACUCCGUCGUCUUAAGUUUAUUGUUAACUAUUGUGUAAUUUAUUAACACAACCAACUAUUUACACAGAUAAAAAAGGUAUAUUAUUUAUAUACUAAAUUCUUUAGGUCAUAGUGAUAUUUUAUAAACAGCAAACAAUUUAUAUUUUAAAUUAAUCAAAUUUACUUGACAAUAUUUUUAAUGAUAUUAUAAAUACCUGGAUUCUAACUAUAGAAUUAGAUAGUGUCAAACGCGAAUCAGAAUUUUUAUGAAAUUAUUUUUUGUUAUUCAUUUUAAUUACAAAUAUGAACACAAUACUAUUUUAUUUUAAUUAGUUUAAGUUAAGUUAGUAUAAUAACUAUUUUAAAAUCUCUUAUUUUAGGAAAAAUAUAUUGAAUUUCCUAACUUUUCAUGUUGAAAAAUAAUUUGCUAUUUUAUUCAUGGUAGCAAAAACUAACUCUUUGAGUGUUCGAUACUUAAAUUGUAGGUGGGUGCUUACUGGUGUUUAUCGCCAGUAAAAUGUAAUGACAAUAAACUAUUAUCUUAAAGGAAAAUAUAAAGUUUACUGUUACUUAAAUACAAUUUUUAUUUUUUAUUUCAUAUUAUAAAUUAUGCUUUGAAAAAACACAAAUUUAUUUAAAAUUAUUUAAUGAAUCAAUGUGUAUUUACCACUAAUUGCAUUGAUGUUCAAGUUAAUUCAAACUUAAUAAAAUGAGAAGUCAAGAAAUUCUUUUUUCAAAGUUUAUAUUACUUUAUUCAUUCUAGAAAACUUAAUUUUUUAGCACAUUUUAUAAAUAAUGAAUUAAGUUAAAAUUUAUGGAAAAAAUUAAAGCUAAUGUUUAGCCUUGUUAAAUUGUAUAAUUUUUUCUAAUUUUUAUUUAUCAAGGAAAUAAUAUUCCAAUUUUUACAUUUGAUAUAUAAGUAAAUAGUAAUUUAAGUACACUAAAUAUUUUUAAUAACAUUAUUAAUUUCAUCAGCUUAUUAUGACUGGAAACUUAUUUAAAUUUCUAAUUAUGUUUAUUAAUUUUGAUAAAUAGUUGUAUCAAAUUAAGGUUUUUUUUUUAUUUAAUAUAUGGCUCUUUAAUUUAACAUGUUAAGUUUAAAAAAAACCUUUGUUACAAAAUUAGCAUUGCUCAAACUUGUUUUAUUUUUAUAAUAUGUGCCUUAUUAAACAUUUAUUUUGUGUAACUAUAGAUAAAAAAUAUGAAUUGUAGAGACAUUUGUAUAUUGUUAAUACUAUAGUUAUUAUUAAAAUAAAUUAAUAAGAUUUUUAGGAAACUCGGAGAAAAGUUGGCAUAACUAUAAUAUUUUAUAAAAGUUAAAUAUUUGAUUAAAAAUUAUCAUCCAAGUUCAUUAUGUGUACAUAAUGAUGAAAUAUCAGAUAUUUAUAGAGGUCAAGACUUUAUACAUCGGUUUUUAUAUACCAAUACUUUAACUUAAUAUAUUGUAUAAUAAUUAACAGAAUCCAUGUAAUUCAAUUUUUUAGACUAUUUUAUACACUAUGUAAACAUUAUUUUAAUAGUUUAUGUUUAUAGUAUCAUUUACACUAUAUACUACAAGCUACAAGAUAUUAGAUGUUAAUAUUAUUUACGUCCACUGUCCACUGUUCCUAUACUUAUAUGUUCACCUAUUUUAGAAAAUUUACAUUAAAUAUUUUAUAGUACUUAAAAAAUAUGAUUAUGAUUUAUGAUAUAAUUAUACUAUAAGAGUUUUCAAUAAAUAAUAUUUAUAAAUCGUGUUAAGGCAAAAAAAAAAUGUACAAUUUGUCUUAAACUCAUGACUUUUAUAAAGACAGUUUUUAUGAAAUAAAUAUAUUGUGAUCAUACAAA
Messenger RNA from Rhopalosiphum padi (bird cherry-oat aphid), 3312 nucleotides. It is a transcript of the gene gbb, whose product is annotated as protein 60A. Gene Ontology annotation, cellular component: extracellular region. NCBI's taxonomy places the organism in Eukaryota, Metazoa, Arthropoda, Insecta, Hemiptera, Aphididae. The coding region runs from base 159 to 1415 and encodes 418 amino acids. Gene Ontology annotation, biological process: BMP signaling pathway; SMAD protein signal transduction. The transcript is spliced from 6 exons. The record is from RefSeq and is a predicted model, not a curated record. Gene Ontology annotation, molecular function: growth factor activity; cytokine activity.